UUCCGCUGAGAUCAGAAAAGGAAACGCUACCAAUGAAAUAAUAUUGGAAUUGAGAUUUUUGAGUGAAUACAAUAAAAUUUAUGUACUUUUCAGUAAAAUGGAUUGGCAAUUAACUUGUCGAGUUUGUUUAGAAACCGGUGAUAUGGUUUCUAUUUUUGAUUGGGACGAAAACAAUGAACAACUAAGCGAUAAAUACACGUUUUGUUGUGGCGUAGAGGUUUCUAAAAACGACACUUUGCCAACACUUAUCUGUUUGAAUUGUGUGGAUCGACUUACAUUUGCAUAUCAAUUUAAGCAACAAUGUUUAUCUUCUAAUGAUACCCUGAAAGAAUGUUUGGAAGAAUUCAAACAGAGCUCUGCGGCCGCUUCUGCUACAAAAGCCUCGAAAGUUGUCGAUGUUGAAACGAUUACAAUAAAGCAAGAAAAUGGCUUGCUUCUUCAAUAUGAGCUGCCUGUCGAACACGAUCCUCAAGUACAAUGGUCUCGCGCUUCAUCCACCAGGCACUCGAGUAAAUCUAAAAAGAGAGGACGUCCUAGGAAGUAUGUCGAUGAACAAGGGUUGUCAUUGUACCGACGAAAGAAGGCAAAACAGUCGAAAGAAAAAGAUCCUGAAGAGUUGACCACUAUGAUAACCAAUGCUACCAUUGAUAUGAAAGAAGAGCCUGUUGAUGAAGAAGAGCCUUUUGGAGGUGAUUUUGCUGAUAAUGACCCUGAUUAUGCACCAGAUGAUGUUGAUGAAAAAAUUGAAACUGAAGCUGAAGUAGAACCAGAAAAAUCACAGUCUCCACCCAAGAAACGUGGCCGCAGACGUAAGUCAGAGUCUAAAUCAAAGCCCAAAGAGACUGUAAAGGAAGAUGAUGGAGAAGAUGUAUUACUCAAGGAAACGAUCUUGGCAUUCUCAGAGCCCAUACCGGAGCACAUCCUUAAUCCAAAACCGAAGAAGAGAUAUACUAGCUCUAAGAAGAAAUAUGUUUAUGAGAAGACACAUACCUGUGAGACAUGCGGAACAUCGUUCACUUCAAACUCAGCACUGCAGACGCACAUACGAAGACAUUUAGGCAUCAAGCCAUUUGUAUGUAGUGUUUGUGGUUUCGCGUGUGUUAUGAAAGAACCGCUGAAACGUCAUAUGUUACGUCAUACUGGAGAGCGCCCGUACAAAUGCCGAAUAUGUGAACGUCGAUUCGGAGAUUAUGGUACUAGACAAAAACAUGAACGAUUACACAUGGGAAUCCGACCAUACCAAUGCACAUUAUGUGGUAAAUCAUUCACAUACUCUUAUGUUCUGGCUAACCAUAUGCUAACACAUACUGGAGAGAAAAAAUAUUCUUGUGGUCCAUGCAAUAAGAAGUUCACCAAAGCUCACCACCUGAAGUACCAUAACAAAGUCCACCACAAGGAGCUAUAUAUGCAGCAACAGAUGGAGCUUGAGGCCAAGAGAAUGAGACAACAGAUGAACAUAACUAGCCUAGGCGGUGUUGCUGGACAGGUCAUUGAUGGGUCCUUGCAGCUCAUACAAACUACUGAUGAUGCUGAGGAAACCCAGAUGCAAAUUGUGCAAGAUGAUGAUAAAGAAACGAAUCGUGCUGUAGCAGGCAUGCAAGGGGUGGUCCUGGAUAAUGAUUUUUGUAUUCAAGAUGAAUGCGUCAUUAACGGCCAUUCUGUUUUUAUGGGAUUUCUUUUGAGGGUUCCAUAUGGUCGGUUCAUUUUGCAGGAGUUCAAUGAACUCCAUCACCUUGGUUUGUUCCAAUCCAUGAUGAAGAAAAUGGAUUGGCAAUCAACGUGUCGUGUAUGUCUAGAAAGUGGAGAAGCCGUGUCUCUAUUUGAUUUAGAUGAAAACGACCAACAGUUCAGUGAAAAAUACAAAUUUUGCUGCAGCAUAGAGAUUAACGAAGACGAUCUAUUACCUACGUUAAUAUGCUUAAAUUGUGUGGACAAGUUAAUAAAUGCAUAUGAAUUCAAGCAACAAUGUCUUACAUCGAACCAAAUGCUUCAAGAGUGCGUAGAGGAGUACAAAAAGUCUGUAGAUUCUGCAGAAGAGAACAUGAAAGAUGAGUUAGAUGAUCUAAGCACAAAACAAGAGAAUGGUAUCCUGUAUCAAUAUGAACUACCGAUAGAACAGGACAGUGAUGGCCAGUGGACUCGGACACUAGUGAAGACUCCCAGUAGUUCAGUUGUGACCAAAGCCUUGGGUCCAAGAAAGAGAGGGCGACCAAGGAAAUAUCCUAAUGAACAAGGACAAAUUGAUGUUUCACCAUAUCAGCGGAAGAAACCCAAACCACAUAAUCCUGAACCUGAGGCAAUAACAACUAUGAUAGCAAAAGGCUCUUUGAACAUAAAAGAAGAACCUUUCGAAGAGGAAGAAGACCUGUUCACUGAAAAUUCAAACGAUUGUGAUGAUCCAGAUUUUGACCCAAAUACAGCACCUGAGUCUCUCCUUGAAAAGCCACCCGCACACAAAAAAUACGGCCGAGCACGCAGAACGCAAGGCUCUCCGAACGAGGAUCUGUUGUUGAGCGAGACCAUAUCGGCGAAUACGCAGCCUCUGUCUGAAGACGUCACGGAGCCCCGGAAGAAACCGGCUCCGAGAAAAAAAUACGUUUACGGAAAGACACAUAAGUGCGAGACGUGCGGCAGCUCGUUCACAUCCAACGCGUCGCUGCAAGCGCACGUGCGGAGACACCUCGGGAUCAAACCCUUCGUCUGCAGCGUGUGCGGGUACGCGUGCGUGCUGCGCAUGGAGUUGCGGCGCCACAUGAUGCGGCACACGGGCGUGCGCCCCUACAAGUGCCGCGUGUGCGACCGCAGGUUCGGCGACUUCGGCAGCAGGCAGAAGCACGAGAGGUUGCACUUGGGCAUCAGACCGUACGAGUGUCCGCAGUGCGGCAAGUCGUUCACGUACUCAUACGUGCUCACGAACCACCUGCUCACCCACACCGGCGAGAAGAAUUUUGCAUGUGAACCAUGCAACAAGAAGUUCACGAAGGCUCACCACCUGAAGUACCACAACAAGGUCCACCACAAGGAGCUGUACUUGCAGCAACAGAUGGAGCUCGAGGCCAAGAGGACGAGACAGCAGAUGAACAUCAGUGGCCUCUCGGAGGUGCUGUCAGGGAAGAUUGUCGAUGGGAAACUGCUCAUCUCUGGGAACUCGCUGAAUGAAGGUCAAGAGACGCUGAUUAUUGAGGAGGAGAACGUCGACGGAGACAUCAAGGAGACCGGACGAGCGGUCGCCGACAUGCAGGUCACUGUCGUGUUGGACGAAGACUUUUAUUUAGAACAAACAAAUUAGAAGGAAAGAAAUAUUUGUAUACUAUUAAAUUAUAUUUAAGUAAAGAUUCGAAGA
Bombyx mandarina (wild silkworm) is the source of this 3343-nucleotide messenger RNA. RefSeq lists its product as uncharacterized. The record is from RefSeq and is a predicted model, not a curated record. Lineage: Eukaryota; Metazoa; Arthropoda; Insecta; Lepidoptera; Bombycidae.